This is a messenger RNA of Akanthomyces muscarius, 528 nucleotides long. RefSeq lists its product as uncharacterized. The record is from RefSeq and is a predicted model, not a curated record. The transcript has 5 exons. Lineage: Eukaryota; Fungi; Ascomycota; Sordariomycetes; Hypocreales; Cordycipitaceae. The coding region runs from base 1 to 528 and encodes 175 amino acids.
AUGACGAAUGUACGACGAUCGAUGCGGCGACGUGAGGGUCCCAUGAAACGUGUGUUCACGUCUCCUGGCGGGGGUGUCGAAAUCCCGGCUGGUAGAGAGCAGACCUUCGUUUUGGAUGGACCGCAUACAAGUAACUGGGACGAGAGCAAGGAUACUGAAAGUGAGGCAAUCGUGCGCGCCGGCCUGACCCGUCUGUCUGGUGCAGACAAGGAUCUCGUGAAAGGUUCGUUCUUCAAAAAGAACAUGGAUGCGGAGAAUGUGCUGCUGCCUGUGACUCUGGACGGGUCCAACAGGAAGCGGCUGCAUGGCGCUGUAGAUGGUUUGCCUGGAACAAUCAGUUAUUUGGGGAAUGAGACUCCUGGCAUUGGCCUCUUGGUGGCGAGCGCCACGCAAACUAUCAGACUUGGCUCCGAACGACACAAGUGUGAUUUUGAAGGGAGUCACAAUUUCUGUUCACAUAUUCCUGCUCCCAUAGCUAUUGGGUGUCACCUGUACAAGGAUCUCGUCCUCCCUCUUCAGCUCAUGUAG